Pogoniulus pusillus (Red-fronted tinkerbird) is the source of this 2352-nucleotide messenger RNA. It is a transcript of the gene RFXAP, whose product is annotated as regulatory factor X associated protein. Gene Ontology annotation, cellular component: nucleus. Gene Ontology annotation, biological process: regulation of transcription by RNA polymerase II. The record is from RefSeq and is a predicted model, not a curated record. The transcript is spliced from 4 exons. Lineage: Eukaryota; Metazoa; Chordata; Aves; Piciformes; Lybiidae. Bases 1 to 969 code for a protein of 322 amino acids.
AUGAGAGUUGCAUUAGAAGCUGUAAUUUCUUCUUGGAAUAAAAUCCGUGACCUGCGGCGGGCGGGACGGCGCUCGCGGCCUCUCUCUCGCCGGCCAAGGCGCGGGCGCAGGCGCAGGCGCGUUGAGGGCGGCGGAGGCGCGCGGGAUGAGGUGCCGGCUGGCGUGCGCGCGGGAGGCUCGGUGACCGGCGACCUGCGGGCCAGCCCCGCCGCCGCUUCUUCCUCCUCCUCCGCCUCCUCCUCCGCCUCCUCCUCCUCGCCGCCGCAGCUGGCGCUGCUCGUGAUGCAGCCAUGCGGCGGCGAGGAGGUGGCGGCGGCUGCGGCGGCGGGGGGGGUGCUGCCGCUCCCGGUUGCUGACCCGGCUCUGCCGCCCUCCGGUAGCGGAGGCCUCAUGUUGUUCUACGAGCUGGGAGGGGGCGGCGACUGCGAGGCGGAGGCAGGGGAGGAGGCCGAGGCGGCGGGCGGUGAGAGCACGGCUAGCCCGGAGGAGCUAGAGGAGGAGGAGGCGGCGGCAACGGUGGCAACGGCAGCAUCUUCGAGCAGUGAGACGACCGCGGCGGGUGGCGGCUGCAAGAGCUGCACGUACCAGGGCUGCAGCGAGACCACCACGCAGGUGGUGAAGCAGCGCAAGCCUUGGAUGUGUAAGCGCCACCGCAACAAGAUUUACAAGGACAAAUACAAACGCAAGAAGAGCGACCAGGCCCUGGGAGGUGGCGGAGCGGCCGCUGCGGGGACUGGCCCGCGGGCCGAGGAUAGUGUUGAAGGCUCAGUUUCUGUUGCAAAACAGAGAACAGGAUCCAUUGGAGAUCGCCCAUCAAGACCUACUCUCUUAGAGCAAGUAUUGAAUAAGAAGAGGCUGUCCCUACUCAGAAGUCCAGAAGUAGUGCAGUUUCUACAGAAACAACAGCAACUGUUAAGUCAGCAGGCUCUGGAACAAAGGCAGCAACAGUUUCAAGGAGCACCUGGGUGAUGGGAACAGAUCAGUAACCAGCAGAUGUGUCUGGUGCUAAAGGAGGAAUAGCAUGUGUCUUUUGUAUAAAUACAGUCUCUGCAUUUAAAGGAGAUCUAAAGUUGCUGCUGUUAGGUAUUUUACUUGUAACUUGUUUGCACUUUUGAGGUUUUGAGCUGCUUGGGUGUCUGCAAACUUGUGAGCAAAUCUGGAGGAGUCUAUUUUUUGAUUCUUUCUAAAACUUCAUUUUAAUGUUUAAUUUUUUGAUAGAAAUUUGUUUAUAUUAGCAAUGUUGAGCUGUACACCCUUUUCCUACCAAAGUCUUCCACUAAAUUAACAAUUUUCUAUGUAAGGAUUUACUGUUAAACACGUCGGUCUUUGAUGACAAUCAUUGAAGGAAGUGAGUUACUUUCUAUGGAAGUUGUGAAAUGAAGUCCUGAAUUUGAGCCAGGUCACUGGGACGAACUAACAGCAAUUGCUCAGGGAUAUGGGAAACUGAUGUCCAGUAGAAUCUUGCACUAAAGACAAAGACAUCGUGCCAUCAAGAAGUUGAUCCAGUGGCUCAGAAAAGUGUGAAUCAGGUGGUCCUUCUAUAUAUUCGUUAUCUACACACUGAGUAGAUUUUAAAUGCUUCAUUGUCUGUGAAAAGCAUGUAAAAGAAUUUAUUUGAAAGUUCCAAAAGAAGUAAAUGGGCAAAAAAAGCUUUAAAGAAUUAGGUGGAACAUAUGCAACUGAGAGUUGGACCUUGUUUUGUGGAGUUAUUUUUAAGAACCAGCCUCUUACACACAAAAUACAACUUAAUUACAGAUGACAAUAUCACUCAUUUUAAGUGACUAAAUUAAAUUGUAAAGCUUUUUACUCGUGAUACCAAAUGCGUCCAAAAAGUAAAAUGUUGAUUGUGCUUUUCUUUUUCCUUUGUGUAGUUGUCAUAUUAAAAAAAAAUUAGUUAAAAUUCUACUUCCAAGGCAACUGGUACUUAACUGGCUCUAGUGCUAGACUUCUCAGGUUUUCAGCCAGUGCAGAUUAACUUGCAAUUGACUGGGUGAAGAAUCCAAACAAUAUAUUGUGUUGAAUCCCACACUGUGUUUAUAAAACAAAGUUUUGUAUUAAACCAUGUUUCCAAACGGAGGUUAUCUGCAUGGUGUCAGCGCUUACUAAAGUACUGCUUUGAUAGUGCAGCAGUUUGAUCUACUAAAUAACAUUUCUUCAGAAAUAUUUGUUAGUCUUAUGAAUUUUUACAAGCUGUGCUUUGUGUAUGUAUGUAACUUGUUCAGUAGGGAUUUAUUGUAUGUAGCAUUGUGCAAGCUGUUGUUUGAACAAGAAAUGGAAAAAAAACCCUUUGUAUCAGCAGUCUGGACCAAUAAGCAAUUGAAUAAAAUAUUUGUUUUUCUUUUAAAGACAAAA